Molecule: messenger RNA, 1205 nt
Organism: Phalacrocorax carbo (great cormorant)
Lineage: Eukaryota; Metazoa; Chordata; Aves; Suliformes; Phalacrocoracidae
Source: RefSeq, a predicted model, not a curated record
GUGUUAUGAACACCCGGAAAGCCGAGAGGGAAAAGGUAUUAUUUUUGGCUGAAGGUCUUUAUAGCUGGUGCAGGAACUCUCUCAUUAGUUACUCAUUGCCUCGGCAAGUCUCAUAAAACAGCCAGCAGAUCCCAGCAAAUACUUUUCUUCAGUCUUCUGGGAGCUCAGAAAUCCAGGAGUUGAACAAGGCCUUGAACCCAUUUUAUGGACUCACUUCUUACUGAGCUACCAUAAAAUAUUAAAAUUCAGACCUUAUAAAUAAGGAGGGGAAAGAGCUGCACAUUCCUCAGCAGAAGCAGCCUCUCCAGAGACUCUUCCCAAGACGCCGGCUGGGCUCCUCUGAGAUGGCGCAGAGAAGCAGCCUCGCAGUCCCCCAUGAAGCGCCUGUCCUUGCCCUUUGCUUUUUGGCCUGCAUAGCCACAGGUUUGGAACUGUCUGUAAAUAACCACGCAGCUGACUUCUCCCUGUCUACGUUGCCCGGCCCUGCCGUCUCCCUCUCGUGCCUGGUACAGAACAGCAGCCAGGCUGAGGAGCUGCUCUGGUACCGAGGAGAUGGGAAAGUAGAUCUGAAAGAUGGGAAUAAAGUGAACACCAGUAACAUCUGUGUAUUCCCGGUCACCGAGUCCGACAAUGGAGUCACCUUCACGUGCAAGCUGGCACGGGACAAGUCUGUCCAGGUGUCUGUGGUCCUGGAUGUCCAGUUUCCUCCCCAGCUGACUGGAGAAGAGUCCCUCCAAAUCGAAGAAGACAAAGAUGUUACCCUGACCUGCAACGCCAAAUCCAACCCUCAAGCCCAAACAGCCUGGUAUAAGAACAACAACAUCUUGAUCCUACAGCAAAAUCGUUACCAGCUGCACCAGACCAGCGAGGUCUUUCAGCUCACUAUCAAAAAAGUACAGAAGUCUGACCACGGCACCUACACCUGCGUGGUGAAAUCUUCUUUGGGAGAGGGGAGAAGGGAUUUCCACCUGACUGUUGAAGAUAAAAAACCUGUCUUUCCCAAGGAGGCUGUUAUUGCUGCUGCUGUGGUGGUUACAGUCACGAUACUGUUUGGAAUUGUGGCUCGAAAAGAUAAAAUUUUUAAGUGCUUCAAAAGAUCAAGUGAAACAGCUCUGUGAAGACCACAAGGUUCCCGUGCAUACUCAGAAAACAUCAUUCCUAGCGGUGGAACAUAAGCCCUUGUGGGAGAUCAUGAGAUAAAGCAC